AACCGCAUUUUUCACUCACUACCUCCCCCUAAAACUCCAAAAUUACGAAUCAAUGGAAUCUACACCAAGAACUUCCUUACUUCAUCCGAAUCCCUAACUAGACCCCGAACCAACGCCAUGCCAGAUCCAGGACCAGACCCAAAACGGAAGCCGAGGCCACCCCCAAAGGUCCCAGUCGAAUCUCACAACCACCUAAUCUUCGAUGCUUGGAAUUCCACCUCAACAGGGCAUCAACGCGCCGAGAAUCCGUACUCAGGCACAACAGCCUGGCGGGAGACGCGGUCCCGCAAGCUCUCCUCCCAAUUCCGGAGCGGGAACUGCUUGCCUAAUGAAUCGGAAACGCAGCAGUCGGGCACAGGGAAGAGGGAAUGGAGGUGGGUUUCAGAGGAUGAUGCCAGACGGAGUCAGUUGGGAGUGAGGGAUAUUCGAAACUUCAUGGUCGUGGGCAAGAGGAAGACCGAUAUCGAAGCUGGAGAGACUCACAAGAAGGCGAAGGUGGAUAAGGGAAAGGAGAACUCGCCGUCAGCAAUACCAGCAGACUCUCAGCAGGACCCCACGGAUUCGAAAUUGCACAUCUCUUCACAUAAACCUAAUACACCCAAACCAUAUACUCUCGAUACCAAGUCUACCCCGGACACGAAUACUACCUCGUCUUCAACUUCAACACCACGCUCAUCAGACCAAAACCCAAAACCAAAAUCAAACAUCUUCGUCGGAACAACAAUCUACGUAAAUGGCUCGACCUUCCCCCAAAUCUCAGACCACAAACUCAAGCACCUCCUCGUCUCGCACGGCGCCAACAUCUCCAUUAACAUGGCGCGGAAGAGCGUGACUCAUGUUAUUGUCGGACAGCCGAACACAGGUGCUAAUCUAGGUGCAGGGGGUGGUCUUGCAGCACGGAAACUUCAACAGGAGAUUGUGAGGGGUGGGUGGAAGGGUGUUAGAAUUGUUAGUGUUGAGUGGGUGCUGGAGAGUCUCAAGGCCGAGCGCCGACUAUCUGAAUCCAGAUUCGCUGUUGUGCAUGUUGCGGCGAAGGGGCAGAGGAGUGUACGGGGGAUGUUUGGGGGAUAG
Messenger RNA from Penicillium lagena, 1071 nucleotides. RefSeq lists its product as uncharacterized. The record is from RefSeq and is a predicted model, not a curated record. The annotation marks the transcript as partial. The transcript is spliced from 2 exons. NCBI's taxonomy places the organism in Eukaryota, Fungi, Ascomycota, Eurotiomycetes, Eurotiales, Aspergillaceae.